UUUACAUCACAGCGAAGUUCCCGGAUGGUCGUAGCCUCUGAGCUCGGAGAGCUUUUCCUGCCCGCCAGGGAGAAGUUUCCCAGAGAAAAAUGCCCCGUGCGCUGCAGCUGCUGGGGAACAAGCAGGAGCCGCCGCCUGCAGCUGUGACCGCCGCCCUCAUCCCGGGAGGGAGCAAACUAGGAAGAUUCUAGGAGCGGAGCACCGCCGGCUCAUUUUACAGAUAAGGAAACUAAGGCAAACAGUGAAUUGUCCAGAGGAACACAGCUAGUAAAUAUCUGAAGACAGAUUUGAAUUCAGAUCCUCCUGACAACACAAGGACUUGCUGUUUCCCCAACUAGAUCAACAUAAUCUCUGAAUUCUCAGAACUAUUAAAGGAAGGCAUUGAAGUGUGGUGAUGAGAGCUUUGUAUUCAAACAAAGCUUGGAGGAGUCAUCGAUGGUGUAGAGAAGAAGACUGCACGAGAAGUCAGAGAAUUUGAAUCCUGACCGCUUCCUACUACCUGCAUGACCCCCAGAAUAUCCCUUCAUCUUCUAUGAUACCGGUUUCUUCAUCCAUAAUAGAAGAAGAGGACCAGGUUUAAUAGUGAUAAUAUUGAAGCUUAAUUUUCCAAGAUGCCUGUUCCUCCCCCUCCAGCACCUCCACCACCACCAACAUUUGCCCUGGCAAACACAGAGAAGCCUUCCUUGAACAAAUCGGAGCAGGCUGGGAGAAAUGCUCUCCUUUCUGACAUUAACAAAGGGAAAAAACUCAAGAAAACAGUCACCAAUGACAGAAGUGCACCAAUAUUGGACAAACCUAAAGGAUCUGGUGGUGGAGGCAGUGGCUUUGGAGGAGGAAGCGGUACUGGUGGAUUUGGUGGAAGUUGUGGUGGUGCUUCUGGAGGUGGUUUUGGAGGGAGUGGUCCACCUGGUUUAGGCGGAUUAUUCCAGGCAGGAAUGCCGAAGCUGAGAUCGACAGCCAACCGAGAUACUGUUUCAGAUUCAGGAGGAAUCCGUCCCCCCAUUUUGCCCCCAGGAGGAAGAGCUACAUCUGCCAAGCCAUUUACCCCUCCAGGUGGUGUAGGGCGAUUUCCCACACCUUCUCCAGGCCACAGAAGUGGUCCUCCAGAGCCCCUGAGGAAUCGAAUGCCUCCUCCUCCCAGGCCUGACCUGAGUUCCAAACCCGACAGUGGGCCACCUCCCGUGCCCAGCACACCAAGACCAACACAAUCCAAUCUCCACAACCGAGGCUCUCCCCCAGUACCCAGCGGAAUACACCGACAGCCCAGCCUGGGGCCAACCCCUCCCCCUUUCCCUGGGAACCGAAGUGCAGGGUUUGGCGGUUCUGUUCGACAGUCAUCUCCAGGCUCCUCAUCCCCUUUCUCCAACAGGCCUCCCCUCCCUCCCGCCCCCAGCAGGGCCAUGGAUGACAAGCCUCCACCACCUCCUCCUCCAAUGGGCAACCGGCCAGCCAUCAAUAGAGAAGGGGCUCCUCCACCUCCUCCUCCUCAAAACAAUAAGCCUCCAGUGCCUUCCACUCCCAGGCCAUCUUCCUCUUCCCAGGCCCCACCGCCUCCUCCUCCCAGCAGGCCGGGUCCUCCUCCUGUGCCUCCAGUUUCCAUUGGCAAUGAUGAAACCCCCAGGCUUCCCCAACGCAACCUAUCCCUCACUUCUUCUGCUCCUCUCUUGCCUUCACCCGGGAGGUCAGGUCCACUUCCUCCCCCUCCCAAUGAGAGGCCACCUCCUCCGGUGAGAGAUCCACCAAGCAGAUCAGGACCUCUCCCACCACCUCCACCUAUAAACAGAAAUGGCAAUACUUCCCGAGCACUGCCUUCUACUCCUCAACUGCCUUCCAGAGGUGGCUUAGAAAACCAGAGAGGUGGCCCAAGGCCUCCUCUUCCUCCAGACAGGCCUGGCUCUGGAGCUCUACCUCCCCCACCACCCUCAUCUUCAAUGAGAAAUGGCUUCCAAGAUUUAUCAUGUGAAGAUGAGUGGGAAAGCAGAUUCUACUUCCAUCCGCUGUCUGAUUUGCCACCUCCAGAGCCAUAUGUACCAAUGACCAAGAGUUACCCCAGUAAAGUGGCAAGAAAUGAAAGCCGAAGUGGCUCCAACAGGAGGGAAAGAGGUGCUCCCCCACUUCCCCCCAUCCCCAAGUGAAUGGGGUGGUCGACCUGCCUCAGCCAAUCGCUAUAUUUACCUGAACUGAAGAGCUGCUUCUGUUGUCACCGUUGGAAAAUCUGUCCCUUCGCUCCCCCUCUUGCCCCCAUCAUUGCCUCUUUUUUUAUGCUCCCUUCAUGUGGCUGAAGGGUAAAAAAUGGGGAUAUAUUGGCUAUAUGUAUAGAUUUUUGUGGAUUUACCAAAAACCAAGUAAUAAAAUGCACCUAGCAUUUAUGACCAGUAUAUAGAUAUAUAUACAUACAUAUGUAUGCAUAUAUAGAAUAUGUGUGUGUGUCUGUGUGUGUGUGUGUAUACACACACACACAGACACACACACAUACACACACACACAUAUGUAUUAUCCUCAAAGCUAGUGCUUACUUCAACUGCUGCCUGCAUGUUGGAAAAUAACAAGUUUCAAAAUUCUUGUUAGCAGAACAAAGUCUGAGCAUUUUCUGCCUAUUUGCCUUAAACCUGUACUUGUUAAAACCUUUUCACUCAUCUUAGAAUGUCUCUUUCAGAAGGCGACUUGCUUAUUUAAUUUUUCUUCCCCAUCUUUGCGUGCUUGGCCUACUUCCUGCUUCUCUGAACCACAGACCAACCGAGGAGAGUUUACUGAGCUCAGGCUCAAAUGAUGCUUUCAUCCCCAGCACUUCCAGCCCUUGGCAGUCUAAGGUAGGGUCUGGGAGAUAGAAGAUAACACAAAAACCUCUUUUUAAAAAACAUUUGGAGGGCAGCUGGGUGGCUCAGUGGAUUGAGAGCCAGGCCUAGAGACAGGAUGUCCUGGGUUCAAAUUUGGCCUCAGAUACUUCCUAGCUUUGUGACCCUGGGCAAGUCACUUAACCCCCGUUGCCUAGCCCUUACCACUCUUCUGCCUUGGAACCAAUACAAAGUAUUGAUUCUAAGUCACAAUGUAAGGGUUUAAAAAAAAAAAAACCAAAACAGUGGACCACAGUUCCAUUUUUUAAAAAGACAACCAAUAAAUGCUUUAGUAAUUAAAAGGUAAACAAAAAAAAGUUAGGAUUCCAUUUUCCUUCUUUAAUAGAGAACUGAAGGCUAAAUAUCAUGUUCUCCCUUUUUUCCUACUGUACCCCAUGCACACAUACACACACCACACCACUAUCCAAAUUUUUAUGCAUAAAUUUGGUGAGUACCUCAAGGUAGAACUUGGUUUGGUAUAGUUUGUAGUCUUGUGGAAACCAAUCACAAGAGAAAAAUUGAAGGUCUUGAGUCUCCCUGGCUCAGAACAAGCUGCUUUAUCCAUCUGUAUGUCAACUGGACUCCUGCCACACCAAUUUGAAGCAACUUUUGUCUUUCUCCCUUUGUGAGACAGAUUCCAUGAAAUCUGUCUGGCAUAAGUCCAGAUUGAUGACGCAGAGGAGAAAAGGAGAGAAAGUGAGGAAAAUGUUGCAUCGAAUUCUAUUAUCUGAAACAUGCACAAAGAGAAACAGAUUUGAGUAGGUGAGCAUGGGGCCUUGAAAAUCCAAGGCUGAAGCUUAUUGAAAUUAGAGCAUUUUGGAGGGAUGGAACACUGGAAAAUAAAAAAUGUUUGUAAGAAAAAUUCAUAUGGAGGGACCCGUUGUCUUGGAGCCCUGUGAAUGAGGCUUCAACAAGAACUAUAGGAAAAUGAUUUCCUUUUUCAUAGUUUUGUUUACAGCGCCUUAAUAAGAUUUUUAUCUUGAGAUGAAUGAGGGGAAGGGGAAAGGGGGAAAAAAGAUUUCCAUCCAAAUGUUUUAUAUUAUUGGUUUUGUCUAAAAUUGUUUCAUAUGUAUUAGUUGUUUCUUAAAAGCACAUUAAUAAUGAGAAUCUGUGGAUCUACCCAAAUUUUUUAUUAGAAUAUCAAUUUAUUAUUCACAAGUUAUUGGUAAACUAAAAAUCAAUCCAAGACAGAUUCAAAAGAUGAAUUCGUAUUUAUAGAAUAAAGUGUCAUCUCAUUAAUGUCCAAUGGAACUUAGGGGUAUCUAAUGAAUUAUUAAGUUACCAAUUUGAAUGCAUUGUGUUUUUUUAUGCCUUUCCUUGCCAAAGUCUUGGAUUUCACACAUGUGAAUGGUUCUUCUUCCCUCUCGUGUCCCGCAUAUAUGAGCCGGUCAGUAAAUGCCAUCUGCCUGCCCUGCAAGAUUCAAGGACUAAAGAGUUAUUGCAAGGGUUGGGCCCAAUAUGUCCAAAAGCGUGAUCUACAAUGUUUGGGGAAUUUAUCUACUGAACAAAAUCAUCUUAUUUUGAAAUCCUCAGAGAGGAUGCCACCUGAAAAGAGCACUUCUCUGGAAUCACAGGACCUGGGUUCAAAACCCCCUUCUCUCCACUGAUGCUUACUGAACUGUGUAUCAGUUCAUUUUCCCUGGGUCUCAGAAGGCUCAUCUAUAAAAUAAAGGGAUUGAAAUAGAUAGCCUCUGAGGUGCCAUCCAGCUCUCUUUACACGUGGUCUUGUUCUUUGAGCUCAUUUUGACAACAUAGUAUCCUUAUGAUGAAGAAGGAGGUCGAGCUUUUGAAUAAUGGCCCAUGACCUUCAGUAUAAAUGUGUUGAAGAAAAAAAGUUGCAAUAGUAAAAAUGGUCCAAGUUUUGUGAAUGGAACAGUUGACUGGUUACAUUCUGUGGCCCAAAUUUUCAGAGAGCAGCUUAAGACUGAGCAUCUUAACUCAAAGUUGCCAACCACCUGAAACUGGUAUAUUUAGAAUGUAUUUUUUUUAAAACAAUGAAUGUUUCAAUAUUCCAGGGAUCUCCACUUGCUUUCUUUAGGGGGGGGGGGGAAGCAAAAAAAAAAAAAAAACAAACCAAAAUCCAGUUCCAGCCAAAACUUCAAAUAGCACCUCAAUGGUAAAACUACAAAAACAAGACAAGAAAAUACUACUGCAAAAAUCAGCAUUUUUUCUUUCCCAAGUCUGAUGUUAUGGUGUGUAUUUUCAUUUUCUAUAAAGUUUUAGAUAUAUUCAAGAUGCAAUACAGUAUUUUAACAUUCAUCAUAUCAUUUUAUAUUAAAGUGUAUUUACAGUAUUAAGAGUCAGUAUUCAAUAUUUAUUUCACUAUGCAUUUUGUUUAGUAAAAAGGGUAAAGUAAGAAAAAAAUCCUUAAUCCAAUGGUGCCUUACUUUGGGAUUUCAAAGAAAUCAACCUUUUUGUGUGUCUAAGUAGUAUAUUAGAAGAAAGAAAGAAAGAAAGAAAGAAAGAAAGAAAGAAAGAAAGAAAGAAAGAAAGAAAGAAAGAAAGAAAGAAAGAAAGAAAGAAAGAAAGAAAGAAAGAAAGAAAGAAAGAAAGAAAGAAAGAAAGAAAGAAAGAAAGAAAGAAAGGUUAAACUUUGGUAUUUUAACUUGUAAUACAAAUUCUGAGACUUUCUUAUAUUUCUUUAGUAGCACAAAUGGGGUGAUUUUUAAAUGCCCAAUGAAUUUUUCUUGCAUGAAAUUCACUUUUUCCUAUUUUACAAUCAGAAACUGUAGAAGGGCAAAUGGUAAAUUUUCAUAGCACUGCACUGUAAACAUGCACAUUUUGAUAUCUGUACAUUGAUAGAUAGCUUAAAUGAUGGAGCCUAGUCAGCAAUAGUGAUCUGCGCCUUUUAAAAUCAGCCAGAUGAUAAAUAAAAACAGAAUGAUCAAGCAUCAA
Messenger RNA from Monodelphis domestica (gray short-tailed opossum), 5729 nucleotides. It is a transcript of the gene WIPF1, whose product is annotated as WAS/WASL interacting protein family member 1. Lineage: Eukaryota; Metazoa; Chordata; Mammalia; Didelphimorphia; Didelphidae. Gene Ontology annotation, cellular component: actin filament. Gene Ontology annotation, biological process: actin filament-based movement. Gene Ontology annotation, molecular function: actin binding. The record is from RefSeq and is a predicted model, not a curated record.